GCAAAAUCCUGAACACACAUACACACCCAUAAGACAAAGUAUAGGGACCAUUCAUAAUAAUAUAGACUCACCACAGAAUAUCUGACUCUGUUUAUUUGACUAUGCCGCCCAAAACCUUCCCCUUUAAAUUGUCUUCUCACCUUCCGUUUCCAUAACCUCUUCCACACCUCUCCUUCUAAGACCCUCACGAAGAACAUACACAAUCUCUCUCUCUCUCUCUCUCUCUCUCUCUCUCUCUCUGCAUGAGCGUGUGAGACAAAAUGGAGUCACCACCUUCUGCCUUUCUCCAAAAAAAAAAAAACAUAUUCCUCAGAUUUUUUAUGAUCUUGUUCUUGUGCUCUAUACCUGAGAACACAUACCUUUGUUCUAACCAAUCUUUUGCAAGCUCAAAUGUCCUAUCUUAUAAGAGUUCCUCCAACACCCCCUCACCACAAACACUAAAUCUAGAUGGUUACUUCAGCUUUGAUAAUAUUGAAUAUGCAGCUAAGGACUUUGGAAACAGAUACCAUUUCUUACCAUCAGCAGUUCUGUAUCCAAAAUCAGCGUCUGAUAUUGCUUCCAUGAUGAAAUAUAUUUUCAAUAUAGGUUCCAGUUCCGAGAUUACAGUUGCUGCCAGAGGCCAUGGUCACUCUCUGCAAGGUCAAGCACAAGCUCAUCAAGGUAUAGUGAUCAACAUGGAAUCGCUCCAGGGUCCGGAGAUGCGGAUUCAUAUGGGGGAGCCACUCCAUGUGGACGUGUCAGGUGGUGAGUUGUGGAUAAAUGUUCUGCAUGAAACUCUGAAAUAUGGGCUUGCACCAAAAUCUUGGACAGACUACCUACAUCUCACAGUUGGGGGCACCUUAUCAAAUGCUGGAAUAAGUGGACAGGCAUUCCAACAUGGACCCCAGAUCAACAAUGUUUACCAGCUGGAGAUAGUCACAGGCAAGGGAGAAGUACUUACCUGCUCAGAGCAGCUGAACGCAGAUCUUUUUUAUGGUGCCCUUGGAGGACUGGGACAGUUUGGCAUAAUCACCCGGGCUAGGAUAUCUCUUGAACGAGCACCUAAGAGGGUGAGAUGGAUCAGAGUCUUGUACGCUGAGUUCUCCAAAUUCUCCAAUGACCAAGAGCAUUUAAUAGCAUCAGAGAAUUCUUUCGACUAUAUUGAAGGAUUUGUAAUAAUAAACAGAACCGGUCUCCUCAACAACUGGAGGUCUUCCUUUAAUCCCAAAGACCCACUACAGGCUAGCCAAUUCAUUUCAGAUGGUAGAACUCUUUACUGUCUGGAAAUUGCCAAGUACUUCAAUCCUGAAGAUUUUGAUAUAAUGAACCAGAAAACCGAGGACCUAUUGUCAGGACUAAGUUAUAUUCCAUCCACACUUUUCCUGUCAGAAGUUUCUUACGUGGAAUUCCUGGAUAGAGUACAUGUGUCUGAGAUGAAGCUCCGAGCAGAAGGUUUAUGGGAAGUUCCACACCCAUGGAUGAAUCUUCUAAUCCCAAAAAGCAACAUUUCUGCGUUCGCUAAAGAGGUCUUUGGCAACAUUCUUACAGAUAGUAGCAAUGGUCCUAUUCUCAUCUAUCCAGUUAACCAGUCCAAGUGGAACAAUAAAACAUCUUUAAUCACCCCAGAAGAAGAUAUAUUCUAUCUAGUGGGGUUUCUAUCUUCUGCAGUGCCAUCUUCCACAGGCAAAGAUAGCUUGCCACACAUCUUAGCCCGAAACAAAAGAAUUCUAGAUUUCUGCUCCAAGGCUAAUCUUGGAGUUAAGCAAUAUUUGCCUCAUUACAGCUCCCAAGAAGAAUGGCAAGCCCACUUUGGCCCUCAGUGGGAAGUUUUCGUACAGAGAAAAUCAACUUAUGAUCCUUUAGCAAUCCUAGCUCCUGGCCAAAGAAUCUUUAAAAGGCGAUAGCCUCUAAAUGAUGUCAGAUACUCAAGUAAGCCAUAAAAUACAAAAA
Ricinus communis (castor bean) is the source of this 1929-nucleotide messenger RNA. RefSeq names its product cytokinin dehydrogenase 1. Lineage: Eukaryota; Viridiplantae; Streptophyta; Magnoliopsida; Malpighiales; Euphorbiaceae. Gene Ontology annotation, molecular function: FAD binding; cytokinin dehydrogenase activity. The coding region runs from base 261 to 1883 and encodes 540 amino acids. Gene Ontology annotation, biological process: cytokinin metabolic process. The record is from RefSeq and is a predicted model, not a curated record. The transcript is spliced from 5 exons.